GCUCCCCAAAGUGGUAAAUGCAGGUACGUAAUUUCGCAGCGCUUCAUCUCGACGCCUACACUAUUCUUGCGCUCAUCCAGAGACUACAUUAUGACAAGCAUAGACGAGCUAUUCAAGGUGAGUUAUUGAAUCAAUUCAACUGCUCGUCAUUUGGACAGAGAUCAUUGAUUCAAAAACAGGCGUCCGGCGUGGGCAGCAAACGCAAGCUUGAUCCUCUUCGAGAUCCUAACGAGAUUCAUAAGUCUCCACGACUCAACGGUAGAAGUAGCCGACACGCUCGCGUCGACGACGAACAGUUCACAGAUGACAACCUCGAGGCUAGGUCCGCCGGGCCGUCGCGCGAAGACGAGGAGGAAGGCGAUUAUGGCCCAGAAAUGCCGCCAGAUGACGACGAGGAAGGUGGACGCUUUUUUGGCGGCGGCGUGACGGACCAGGAGGCCCAGGUACUCGACUACCUCGAUGACACUACGACCGACCUCGCUCCUGAGAAAAUGGACGUGGCAUGGCUACGGCGCACCGCCCUGAGUUUCGAGAAGAAGAUUUCCCAUAACGCCGAGCAGCGCGCCAAAUUCGAGGAUGACCCCUCCAAAUUCAUCGCCAGCGAGGCUGAGCUCGACACCGAGAUCAAGUCACUUUCGAUCCUGUCCGAACACCCAGAAUUGUACCCGGAAUUUGCGCGCCUCGGAUGUGUAGGGAGCUUAGUUGGACUAUUAGCACAUGAGAAUACCGAUAUUGCUAUCGACGCCGUUGAAAUCAUUGGCGAAUUAACCGGCGAAGACGUUGCCGCUGAUGAAACACAAUAUGAUGCGCUUGUAGAGGCGCUGCUAGAAGCCGAUCUACUGUCACUACUCGUGUCGAAUCUCGAGCGCCUGGACGAGACGCAAGAGACGGACCGUGAUGGUGUAUAUCAUGCUUUAGGCAUAGCAGAAAAUCUUUGCGGGCGAACCAUCACAGCAGAGCGCGUCGCCGGAGAGGAAGGCUUGCUCAAGUGGUUAUUACGGCGCAUUCAGCUGAAAAAAGGGGGGGGCGUAAGCCAGAAUAAACAGUACGCAGCCGAGAUACUAGCAAUCCUGGUGCAAAACUCGGCUAAGAAUAGGCGGAAACUCGCUGCUAUGGAUGCCACGGAUAUUAUGCUACAGCUGGUGGCCCCAUAUCGAAAACUAGACCCCGAGAAGGGCAGCGAGGAAGAAGAGUAUGUUGAAAACCUCUUUGAGGCACUGACUUGCAUGGUCGACGAACCAGAAGGGAAGAAUAAGUUUGUCGAAGCUGAGGGUGUCGAGCUGUGCCUUAUCAUGCUCAAGGAAGGCAAAUUGAGCAAGGACGCAUCACUUAGGCUGCUUGAUCACGCGUCGAGCGGCACGUCUGGUGUCAAGGUUUGUCAGAAGAUCGUCGAAGCUGGGGGCCUCAAGAACAUAUUCACGCUGUUCAUGAAAAAGAGUACCGAUCAUCGCGUGGCAGAGCAUCUGAUCGGCACUUUUGCGUCGAUGUUACGUUUGUUACCAGCAGACUCAGCCGAACGUAUACGCUUACUGGCUAAAUUUGUAGAGAAAGACUACGAGAAGACUGAAAAGCUCGUAAAGCUGCGCCAACAAUGUGCCGCCCGUGUAGGUGCUGCAGAUGAGGCUAUUCAGGCCCAGCAGUCUCAAAUGUCGGCGGAAGAAAGACAAGAUAUGGCGGAUGAGUGGUUCUCCCGCCGAUUAGAUGCCGGUCUCUUCUCCUUACAAACACUUGAUGUGGUGCUGGCUUGGCUCGUAGCCGAGGACAGCGGUGCCAAGAAAACAAUACAGAAGCUAUUGGCGGAUCGAGACGAAUCACUAACCGUGGUUAAAGAUAGCAUUCAGGAGCAAAUUGAGGGCAUAGACACCGAAGAUGCGGAUGGCAAGGACACAAGAGAGAUGCUCUCUACACUAGUUGAGUUCCUACAGUGAGGGUGAGCUUGAUAGGAAUAACGACAGAUAAUCAA
Molecule: messenger RNA, 1963 nt
Organism: Xylaria bambusicola
Lineage: Eukaryota; Fungi; Ascomycota; Sordariomycetes; Xylariales; Xylariaceae
Product: Catenin-beta-like protein
Exons: 2
Coding region: 18-1928 (636 amino acids)
Cellular component (GO): spliceosomal complex
Source: RefSeq, a predicted model, not a curated record